CAUCAGAAAAGUUCAGUGACACAGUUGGAGAGCAUCAAAGUGCGUUUUUGAUUGUAGCUUGGCUGCAAGUGAAGAAUUGAAGAACAACAGCAGGUCAAUCAGCAAUGAGCAACCAAACAGCAGCAGAAUGUCAAGUCCCUCCAGCAGAGUAUCAGGUUUACUUGUUCCCAGCAGUCUACAUCUUCGCUCUGGUGUUUGGUCUCCCGGGAAACCUGGCUGCCAUCUACGUGUUCACCUUCAGGGUCAACCCCCGCACGGCCUUCAGCGUCUAUAUGAGCAACCUGGCCUUGGCAGAUGUCGUCAUCCUGUGUACGCUUCCCUUCCGACUCCAUUACCACCUCAAUGGGAAUGACUGGGUGUUUGGCGACGUGGCAUGCCGAAUCACGGGGAUCCUUUUCUACGCUAACAUCUACACCAGUAUUUGCUUCAUGACGUGCAUCUGCGUGGACCGCUACAUGGCCACUGUACAUCUACACGCUUACUUGAAGCUGAGGAGGCCUGUGUACUCGCUGCUCAUCAGCGCCGCCCUCUGGGUGGUCGCAGGAGUGGCUGUCAUGGUCUUCAUCCUCAUGGGACCUCUGGAGACAAACGGUACCAAAUCAGAGCGUCACAGCUGCUUUGAGAACUUUGCUGCCCAUGAGUGGGGCUCCCGUCUGUUGUCCUUCAGCAUCUUGAGCCUCAUCUUCUGCUCCCUGCUGCCCUCCGCCGUCAUCCUAGUGUGCUACCCGCUGGCCGCUAGGCGCAUUUCCAGGUUCCACACAAAGACGGCCCGGAGAGCCUUGAGGGUCAUCUACACCAUCCUGGCCAUCAUGUUGAUUUGCUUCUUGCCCUAUCACAUGGUGUACUUGCUGCACCUGCUUCGCCGCAUGGGGGUCAUCCAUAAGUGCCCCCUGGCCAACGCCAUCUACAACGCCAGGCGGGUCACCAUGGCCCUGGUCACUCUCAACACAUGCCUGGACCCUCUGCUCUACUAUGUCACCACAAGCCAUUUCACAUGCGAGGGCCUGAAGAGGACUUGGUUUAGAGUCCGGAGGCGUCGAGGUGUUUACUCCAUCGCAGAUGAUGAGAAUGACUAAUUUAUGACGAGUAAAGUUGUUUGAAUUGGCACAUUUCCGGUCUGGGGCGCAGACAUCUUUACUUGUGGCUCUCCUUAAAAGUUCGACAUGUGUAGUAGCGCCUCUACAAAGCAAGCGAUCGGACCAAGGUGGGGCGCUACAAUCCAACACCAUUAGUUCCAAAUGUCACGUAGACUGGCUGCUCAGUCUUCCUAAAUAUCUGUACAUAGACUAUACUGUAUAAAGUUUAUUGAGGUCGACAUGCUAUAUAUCUAGCCUCUUUCGCUAUGCACACAGCACUUCUGCAUUCUGUGUUAACAUGUACAUUUC
This is a messenger RNA of Syngnathus acus (greater pipefish), 1385 nucleotides long. RefSeq names its product uracil nucleotide/cysteinyl leukotriene receptor. The transcript is spliced from 3 exons. Gene Ontology annotation, biological process: G protein-coupled receptor signaling pathway. Lineage: Eukaryota; Metazoa; Chordata; Actinopteri; Syngnathiformes; Syngnathidae. The record is from RefSeq and is a predicted model, not a curated record. Gene Ontology annotation, cellular component: membrane. Gene Ontology annotation, molecular function: oxysterol binding; G protein-coupled receptor activity. Bases 105 to 1076 code for a protein of 323 amino acids.